UUCUACGUGUUGAACAUUACGUACAAAAAAAGUAUCAAACCUUUUAAAGUGAGAUGAAAUUGUUAAAAGUUAUUUUACGGCACUUUUUUUUUACAUUAUUUCUAUUAACUGCAACUGUAUGACGAAACGGAAAGCCAUGGAGCGAGAGUAGUAAAUCCCAUGCGAUGGUACUUUUCACAUUCAGGUGUCAAACCAGUAACGGGUGUUGAGAUGUUUGCUUAGAGUUUGUUUUUAACGGAGUUUAGGCCUCGUGUAGGAUAUAAGUUAUCUUACUGAAUAUGGCUGAUAGCGCCAGCGAAAGUGAUAGCAGUUCUGUUGAUGGUGGAUUAAUGAUGCCUCCAUCUCCAGUAACACGUGAACAGUUUCAGAAAAGGAAUGAGUCCUUACUUCAAGAAAACAAAGUGUUGAAAAUGGAAAUCGACACUUACAAGCAACGAGUCAAAAGUCUUAUUGAAGAAAAUCGAGCUCUUCGUCAAGCAAGCGUAAACAUUCAAGCCAAGGCUGAACAAGAAGAAGAAUUCAUCAGUAACACAUUGCUAAAAAAGAUCCAGUCAUUGAAAAAAGAAAAAGAAGCCCUUGCUCUUAACUAUGAACAAGAAGAGGAAUGCUUAACCAAUGAUCUAUCUCGCAAGUUGAAUCAGCUUCGUCAAGAGAAAGUCCAGCUUGAACAAACUUUGGAGCAGGAACAAGAAGCCAUGGUCAACAAGCUGAUGCGGAAGAUUGAAAAAUUGGAAGCGGAGACUUUAGGUAAGCAGGCCAACUUGGAGCAGCUGAGACGAGAGAAAGUGGAGUUAGAGAACACACUGGAACAAGAACAAGAAGCCCUAGUUAAUCGCCUGUGGAAACGUAUGGAUAAAUUAGAGACAGAAAAAAGAAUGUUAAGGGCUAAACUUGAUCAGCCUAUAUCCAGUUCACCCUGUCCUCGUGAAAUGAAUGAUUCAGGAGAAACUGCAGCUAACCUGACCUUGCAUAUCCAACGACUGAGAACUGAAGUGGAAAGAUUAAAAAUGCAGUUGUUGAAUGCUCAACAAGAACAUUCUGAAAAGAUGGCCCAUUAUGCUACUGAAGAAAGACAGGUUCGUGAAGAAAAUGUAAGAUUACAAAGAAAGCUGCAAAUGGAGAUGGAACGACGAGAAACCUUGUGUCGCCACCUGUCUGAAAGUGAGUCUAGUCUUGAAAUGGAUGAAGAAAGACAGUUUAAUGAGCUAUCUCAUGGCCAUAGUGUACGCCAGCGAACUGUCUCCAGUCCAAUACCAUAUGCUCCUUCACCUAGUACUUCUCGCCCUCUCAGUCCAGGCUUGACUUUCAGUAAUACCAGAGAAACUUUCAGCCCCACCAGUCCCUUGGGACGAUGUCCUCACUGUAGUCAGCCACUGUAUCAUAUCAUAGCUUCCAGUGCCCAUCUUCCAAGCACCUCACCUCAUGGACAUGGUCAUACAGCUUGGACUCCAUCUGCCAUGACUAGGAUGCAGCCAAGUCCAUCACAAGAGAAGUUUGUGAAGCCAGCUGCCCCUCCUCCAGUCAAUAACCAGGGGCAAGCCUCAGUUUUGAUCCACACUGAACAUGCAUUUACUACUGAGAAAAGUUAAAGGUUUGAAUGGUAAUUAUGGUGCUAAAUGACACAAAUAACGUACCCUCAGAAAAAAAGUGAGAACACUUAUGAUUCCUUAUUCAAAGCUAAAGAUAUUUUGAGUUUAUUUUCAGGACCUGAUGUUAAGAAAUUAUAUAAUGGAGUAUCACAUGGUGUGAAAACGUUCACUAACUUUUACUGCUAUAUGAUACUAAAACCAUAAGGGUAGCUUAUCUGGUGAGGAUUGCUUAAAUGUUUUUACUAAUAUUGGUAUUUAAUACCUUAGCACUGUUAUAGGAAAAUGGUUCGUUUACCUCAUUACUUAGUGUUUUCAGCCUCUGAACUGUGAAAAUUGGUAUAUUCUAGAAUAAAUACUCAAGCUAAGAGUCUUACAUUAGUAAAACCUAGCUUCUCUUCAUCUCUCUAUUUUGCUUUCUCCAGUCAGUAAUGUAACUAAACAAGUAGAGCUGUGGAUGGAAUGUUAUUGCAGAUGCAUGUUACUAGACAAGUAUGUCUGCACUUGAGACAUUUCUGUAGAUCCAUUAUCUGCAAGUAUGUUUCAACAUUUUUCAAUCGGUCUUUAAUGUAACUAGACAACAAAUGUUUGUAUGAGAGACAUUUUGUAGAUCUGUUAUCUGCAGAUACAUGUUUACAUGGCUGAACCAUCAGAAAUAUAAUUAAACUCCCAGAACUGUAGUUGUAAGAUUUCUGCAGAUAUGGGUAAUGUGUUUAAAGCAAUGUAAUGUUAUUUUUUCUAUAUAAUUUAGACAUUAUGAUGUAGCCUGGGAGUGAAUCAUGGGUUCAAACCCUGGAUUACUUGUAAUAGAACAUUCUUUGAAUAAAAUGAUAUUUGGUAGAACAAAAUUUUUAAUAGCAUACAUUAAAAAUCUUUUCAUACAUUGUUAAAUUUAGUAUAUGUGUCUGUAAUACUGUGAUUUCUAUAAAUUAUUAUUUUCCUUCUCUCACAUUUCUCAACAAAUGAUUAGAAGUUACUAAUGAUUCUUAUGCUAAAUAUGGAUUAGUUGUGUAUAGCUAUUAAAGAUUGUGACCCUUAAUAGCAAAAAUUAGACAAAAUAUGAUUUAUAACUUUCUUUUUUCUGCAUGUACCUUGCUUAUAGUUGAUUGAAAUAUAGAAUACGUAUAAAACAGUUACUUGUAACUUAUGUUCCAAAACAGUAAAUCUCUGAGAAAGGCAUAACUGAAAACUUCUCUAAAAUCUUUAUCUCAAUAAAUUUUUAAACACGAUACAAGUAAAAAAACUUUAAUUAAUUUAUAAAGCAUUGGUUGCAAGAUGUUUCUUUGUUGUUUAUUUUUGAUAAACUGGAAGAUUCUAGCAAAUUUUGUCUAAAAGUAAAGGAAAUCUCUUGAAUUGUGUUUAUGAUGUGCAAAAUAUAUCUAUAAAAUCUUCCUGCUUCAAAUUUUCUACUUUUGUGAACAUAGGGUGUGAUUUUUGAGAAUGAAUUGUUAUAGAUAAGGCUGUGUAAAACUUCUGCUAUUUCUACAUGUGUGUGUGUGUGUGUGUACCUGUCUUAAAACACUUAAAGUAAAUGUGCCUUUUGUUUAGAAGUAAGCACAACAGCAACAAAUUUCUGUAGUUAGAGCUCGAAACUUGGCAUAAUUACUUAAACAAAAUUAUAUGCGACUUAUACCAGGAUUGAUAAAUAUAUUUGAAUAGUAACAGCUUCAGAGGAAUGGCUUAGAUUCAAGUUUAUUUCUUGUAUUUUUUUUUAGAUAUAAAUUGUAAUUUAAAGGUUUUAUAACUUUAAAAAAAAUUCAGUCAAUUUUAUGUAUCCAGAUAUACUCACUUUUUUUUCCCCUAUAAAACAUUACUUGUUGAAGAGUGCAUAUCAUUGUUAUGCAUUAAUGUAAUAGAAGACUGAUGACAAGAAAUAAUGAUAUUCACUAUACGUGAUUAUAUGUUUCUCCUCAGUAUAAGGUACCUGGCACUUACUAGUGAUUUUUUUCUUGACAUGCUAUGACUUGGUUUCAUUCAAAUAUCUUGUACAUAUUCUGAUGCUAUAGAAACAAAAGUGUUAUACAACUACAGAGACCCUAUAAGCUUGCUUGCUUUUUUUUUUGAAGCUAUAAAGUGGCAUCAUUCAGAAAUUUUGUAUUUGUUAAUCCUUACAAUCAUCCCAUAUUUUAAAAUACUUUUAGUGAGUCCUUGGUAUGAAUGAAAGUUCAUAUAAUGGUGAAACAACUAUUAAUAACACAAUGCUACAGUGUUAUGCAUAAUGUAGAGGAUUCAGAAAACUUUUAGCAUGCUUGUUUUUUUUUGUGACAAAAUUAAGGAAAUUUGUGGCUGUUUUGCUUGUCAGUAUAUCUAUGGAGAAGUGAACGAAAAAAGCAAGAUCUUGAAGUUUUGAAUGUGUACAUCAUGUAUUAAUGAACAAAUUUCUUGUGACUGAUAACUUUCACUUUUGCUACAAUUAGUACUUUGGUAAAUAGGUUUGAGGGGGAUAGAAAAUUCCAGUUUUUUUUACCAAUGCUCAUGUGUGGUACAUGAAAGUUAUUACUAUGAAUCAUGCAUGGUAUAGAAGGUAUCAGUGAUUAUGAAAGAUCCUGACUUGUAGUUGUGGAUAAACAUAUUGCAUCUUUUCCUGACUUUUAACAUUUAAAACAUUUGUCAAUACUAAAUAACAAUAAAUUAUAAAAGAAGUUUACGCUUCUCAUGUUUAUAUAAUUUCACUGAUAUCCAGUUCGUAGAAGUAAUAAGGAAAUAGUGGAAGUUUUAAUCAUUUGUGAUAAGGAGCUAUUGAUAAAAUAAUAAUUGAUUGUAGAAUUAAGGGGACACAGAUUGUUAUGUUGAGUGUACCAGCAAUGAUAUUAAAAAAAUUAAACUUGGUCCAUUUAUUUAUAUAACGAAAAUAAUUUCUUCUUCUCUACAUUUAACUAUUUUUGCUGCAUCUUUUACAAUAAAAUGUAAUGGCAAUGAAGAAUGCUUUAUACAUAAUGAAUUGAACAGUCAACAUCACGCCAUGAUUCAGUGUUUUUGUUUUUUUUUGCCUGUUGGAAAGUACUUCUUUCUCAGUUAAAUAUGGUUGAUUUAUUUUGCACUAAUGAAAAAUGUAAUUGUUCAUUCAAUGAGUAUCAUUUUCUCUGACAUGUUUUACUAUUUUUAAUGACUUCUACUUAUUUCAAGUUUCACUUAAGGUUUAUUCAAAACAAGAAUUAAUUACAUUUUGUGACUGUGUACACAAUCACUUCAUUUUAAUUCAAAUUCUAAUAUGUGCAUGAAAAGUAACAAGUAUUUCUCUGGUAGGGUAAUUAAUUGAUAUUCAGAACAUGGUUACUGCAGAUGAGCAUCCAGUGUUCUUACAGUUUGUGUAUCAUUAUGGGUUACAUGAUAUAUAAAAAUUGAAUCCUUCACUUAGCUUAAUAUAACAUCCUAUUUCCAGAAAGUUGAUUAUAUUUGGUGCUUGCUGAUGCAUAUACGUGUUUGAAUAAUUAAUCAAAUACUCAUAAAAUUCACUUUUAAUUUAGUUUUGAUCAUGUUUAUUAAUAUUUUUAUUUUUGACUGGCGACUUGUUUAACUGUAUCUUUUACCAUUAUGGAUUGAAAUUUCUGCAUUCUUAUGAUCCAAAAAGUCACUGACAAUCCAUUUCUUUCAUACAAACUCAAAAAUUACACUUUCGUAAAUGUGUGGCUCUUUAAUAUAUUAUGUAAAUGACUAAUAAGAUUGUACCUAAGGGUUGUCAUUAUAUUAGAAUAAAGUAGCCAAGCAUUAGCUCUCUUAAUGUUUAUAUGAUGAAUCCAUGUUCCUUGUUAAUAAUGUGUUGACCAUAUUUUCCCCAUUAAUGAUAACUGUCAGACAAUAACCAAUGACACCCUAGUUAUGUUGAAUUAUUUCAACAUCUAUCCCACUUUUUCUUUACUCUAUGGUCCUGUGAUACUCCUUGUUAAACUCAGUAAUAAUAUAAACAUAUUUUAUUCUAAGCUAUUGGUCUUUAUAUGUAUAUUUGAAAAAAUUAAAUUCUUUGUUA
Limulus polyphemus (Atlantic horseshoe crab) is the source of this 5553-nucleotide messenger RNA. Its product is annotated as coiled-coil domain-containing protein 6-like. The transcript has 8 exons. Bases 279 to 1589 code for a protein of 436 amino acids. NCBI's taxonomy places the organism in Eukaryota, Metazoa, Arthropoda, Merostomata, Xiphosura, Limulidae. The record is from RefSeq and is a predicted model, not a curated record.